Messenger RNA from Paramecium sonneborni, 1753 nucleotides. Lineage: Eukaryota; Ciliophora; Oligohymenophorea; Peniculida; Parameciidae. The record is from the annotation of a GenBank genome assembly.
AUGUAAAGACAAGUUUAUAUUAGUCCACAAAGAAUGGUCGUUGAAAAAUUAGAAAAUUAUCCAGCUACUAAUCCAGACCCUAGCUUUGAUUAAUGUAUUCAAGUUAAUAAAUUUGAUCAAUAGCACGAUUUCGAGAAAUUGAAACAGAAUUCAAAGCUUUAGAUAUUGAUUAAAGUGGAUGGUUAUCUUUGGCUGAAAUAGAAUUGCAUCUCAAAAGAAAAGGUUGUGAUCAACAGUUGAUCUAAGAGAUUUUCAAUGAACUCAAUACCAAUUAAGAUUAAAAGAUAUCUAAAGAUGAAUUUACACAUGGUUAUCUUAACAAAGAAUCUAAUCUCAAAGAAGAAAUCAAAUAAAAUGAAAUUAAAAUCAAAAAAUUCAGAAUCCAAUAAGAAGAUAUUAAAUCUAAGUUCACUUAAACUAAUUGUUCUCAAUUUAUACUUACCUUGCAAUCAGGAUGUCUUAGUUCAUUUUAUCAUUCUCAAGAUGAUGUUAUGAAAGCUGCCAAAUAAAUUGAAGUUGUCAUUCAAUGCAAUGAGUCUUAAGAUGGUAUUGAAAGACUCAGUAAACCUAGUCUGAAUUGUGAAUUUCCUGUUUGGGGAGACAUUUUUUAUUAUUCUCUUCAAUAAGUUCUUCAAUAAAUAAAUUUUUCCAUUGAGUUAAUUGAAAUUCACAAAUUAGAAAAACAAUCUAUAGGUAAAAUCCUUAUUCAAAAGGACUUAAAUUUUGAAUUUGAAAAAUUAGAAAAAAUCCUCUUUGAAAAUGUUGGAGAAAUUAUAAUGAAAAUAUAAUAUGUAAAAGAUUGGGUAUUACUUAUUAUCUUAAAUAUUUUAGAAUGAAUAAAUAACAUUUUAAAUUUCCUAUUUUGAAAACUGUAUUAACUAAUAUUUAGAUGAAAUUAAAUAACUAAAGAAAAAAUUGUUUUUCAUGAAAUAGCUCUACAAUAAUAAUUCCUCUAUAAAUUUUAAGAGUCUCAAUUAUAAGGAAUCUUAAUAAUAAUCAAUUUGUUAAUCAUAAUUUUUAUAAUCAGGUUAAAAAAAUGCUCAUUCCUAAUUUCCUUAAAUCCCUAUCUAUUUAACCCAUUAAAUGGUUUAAGAAUAGGCAAAUAAAUAACAAAACAAUUUUUCAAAUAGUAAAAUAUUGAGUUAGAACUAACUAGCAACCAGCGAAUAACAUAAAUCAUAAUAGAAAUUAUUGAUAUAGCCAUUCUCGUAAUAGCAAUAUUUUCCUGCUUAACAAGAUUAAAACACAACUAUCAAUCAUAUAUAACUAAAAUAGACUAAUUCAAUUUAGAUGGAUUAUACAAUUUAGAAUAAUUUUAUUGAUGCCUUUAAUUUCUUUAAUCAUGAGCUAACAGAACCUGAUGAUUUAGGUUUAAAUUUCCAUCAAAUUGCUAAUAAUCAAUAGUUUAAGCUUUUAUUAGCUUUAAUAGGAUUGAUAACAUUAAACAUAGCUUUUUCUAGAUGUGAUUUUUUUGGUUUGAUUUUGGUUUUUUUGACAAUUCCUUAUUAACUAAAAAAAUGGAAUACUCAAUAGGUAAAUUUUCUUUCAAUAGGUAUGGGGAUUUCUAUCAUUAUGGAUAUCUAUUGGUAUAAUUCAUUUUUAUUAAAUAAGGUUAUAUAAAUAUUCUAAUUGCUUUUCUGAAUCUUAUUAAUGUAAUAAUUAAUUUGGUUUUGUUUAACUCAUCUAUAUAUUUUGUCUACUAGCGAUAUUUGGAAAACUCUACGCAAUUUAUAAAAUCCGUUUGUUUUAAUGA